CAACGCCUUGCACUCGACAAAUCCAGAGCGCCUCUGUUUCUUUUCCGCAGCCAUGGCAGAGAGGAGGGUAUACCGCGCCACCACGACGGCGCCAGUCAACAUCGCCGUGGUCAAGUACUGGGGCAAGCGCGAUCCCAAGCUCAAUCUGCCCACUAACAGCUCGCUCUCGGUGACGCUGUCGCAGGCCGACCUCCGCACUCUGACCACGGCGUCGUGCUCCGCCUCGUACCCGGCCGAAGAAGGCGACUCGCUGGUCCUCAAUGGCGAGCCGUCCGAUGUAUCGGGCGCCCGCACGCAGGCCUGCUUCCGCGAGCUGCGCGCCCGCCGGGCCGCCCUCGAAGCCGCCGACCCAUCCCUGCCCAAGCUCUCGACCAUGCCGCUCCGCCUCGUGUCCGAGAACAACUUCCCGACCGCCGCCGGCCUGGCGUCGUCGGCCGCCGGCUUUGCCGCCCUGGUGCGCGCCAUCGCCGACCUGUACGAGCUGCCCGCCUCGCCGUCCGAGCUGAGCCUGAUCGCCCGCCAGGGCUCCGGGUCGGCCUGCCGCAGCCUCUUUGGCGGCUACGUGGCCUGGCGCAUGGGCGAGGCGGCCGACGGCAGCGAUUCGACCGCCGAACAGGUCGCCGACGCGUCGCACUGGCCCGACAUGCGCGCCCUCAUCCUCGUCGUCUCGGCCGCCAAGAAGGGCGUCAGCUCGACCUCGGGCAUGCAGCAGACCGUCGCCACCUCGGGCCUCUUCCGCGAGCGCAUCGCCAGGGUGGUGCCCCAGAACAUGGCGGCCAUGGAGAAGGCCAUCCGGGAACGCGACUUUGCCUCGUUCGCCGAGGUCACCAUGCGCGACUCCAACUCGUUCCACGCCACCUGCGCCGAUACCUACCCCCCGAUCUUCUACAUGAACGACGUCUCGCGGGCCGCCAUCCGGGCGGUGGAGCAGAUCAACGCCGCCGCCGGGAGGACGGUGGCCGCGUACACCUUCGAUGCCGGCCCCAACGCCGUCAUCUACUACCUGGAGAAGGACACCGAGGCCGUGGUCGGCACUCUCUACCACGUCCUCGGGGGCGACAUUAGCGGCUGGAAGGACGCGGUGGUCAAGGGGCUGAAGCCGAGCUUGUCAUUGGACGAAGGCGUUGCUGGUAUCCUGAAGAGCGGUGUGAGCCGGGUGAUCAUGACGGGUGUCGGGGAAGGCCCCAUCAAGACCGACGAGCAUCUGAUCGCCGAGGAUGGUAGUCGGAUCCGAUGAUCUCGGCCUGCUUUUUUUUACCGGGAUCUGUGUAGGUCGUCUGUUCGCCGCGCUGCUAGGGCAAAUCCUUGGCGAUCACUCCUAGACUGUCGAAUCUAUUUCCUGAGCCAUC
Messenger RNA from Thermothelomyces thermophilus ATCC 42464, 1349 nucleotides. RefSeq names its product diphosphomevalonate decarboxylase. NCBI's taxonomy places the organism in Eukaryota, Fungi, Ascomycota, Sordariomycetes, Sordariales, Chaetomiaceae. Gene Ontology annotation, cellular component: cytosol. The record is from RefSeq and is a predicted model, not a curated record. The coding region runs from base 53 to 1237 and encodes 394 amino acids. Gene Ontology annotation, molecular function: ATP binding; diphosphomevalonate decarboxylase activity. The transcript is spliced from 2 exons. Gene Ontology annotation, biological process: isopentenyl diphosphate biosynthetic process, mevalonate pathway; isoprenoid biosynthetic process.